AUGGCGGAACCCGAUGAAGUCGAAGAAGAUCUUUUCGCCGAUCUGUAUGAGGGCGACGAGAAUACGGGGUCUGGUAAUACUGCCGCUCCUGUGGCAACCCAGUCUGCUCCGAAUGACGCAGCCGCGAGAUCCAGUGAUGCCCCAGGAUAUGGUGAAGAGCCAGAGAUCGCCUAUGACCCCACAUCAUUUGAGACAGAACCCUCUGGUCAAGACCAUCCUAUAAGCGGCUUUGAUGGCACCCAAAACGAAAACAAAGAGCCAGACAGGCCGCAACCCGACUACGGUGGCAUCAACAUGAAGGAAGACGGGUGA
Capronia epimyces CBS 606.96 is the source of this 312-nucleotide messenger RNA. RefSeq lists its product as uncharacterized. The coding region runs from base 1 to 312 and encodes 103 amino acids. NCBI's taxonomy places the organism in Eukaryota, Fungi, Ascomycota, Eurotiomycetes, Chaetothyriales, Herpotrichiellaceae. The transcript has 2 exons. The record is from RefSeq and is a predicted model, not a curated record.